Marmota monax (woodchuck) is the source of this 762-nucleotide messenger RNA. RefSeq names its product microseminoprotein beta (gene Msmb). The coding region runs from base 124 to 636 and encodes 170 amino acids. Lineage: Eukaryota; Metazoa; Chordata; Mammalia; Rodentia; Sciuridae. The record is from RefSeq and is a predicted model, not a curated record. The transcript is spliced from 4 exons.
UGACUUGCUUAAAAGGGCCCAAUUUCUAAGGGGCACUAUCAGACUGUUUCAUCCCAAGGCUGGGUUUAAAGCCACACCACCUAGAAAACCCUAACACAUGUCGGCUUCAAUGACCAUUCUCCCAUGCCAGCUUGGAUCAGGGACUCACGAUUAUUGAAUACAGGAAAGGAAGGCAAGAGAGAGGGAAGACCUGUGGCAGAACAGAAUUCAGGAAUGGGAAGGGACUUUGGAGCUUCUCAGGAGCGAUCUUCAGACCAGCAGCAUCUGCAUCGACAUCACCAUCCCCUGGAUGCUUCAGUCACACACGUGAAGAAGGCUUUCCUGGCCAGCCUUAUGGUCCUUGCUACCUUCAUGACUGCAUGCAAUGCACAGUGCUAUGCAAUCACUUUGGACAGUGAUCAAGAAUGCAAGGAUAUUAAUGGAGUCAUACACCCACUGAACUCGAAAUGGACAAAUUCGAACUGUGAGGAGUGUUAUUGCCGUGAACGUGAAAUUAGCUGCUGUAAUUUAGUUCUUGAACCUGUUGGUUUUGAUGCCAAGUGCGAGAAAAUCUUUCACAAGUCGAACUGCAGCUAUACUGUGGAGGAGAAGAACAACCCAGGAAAGCCCUGCUCUGUUAACACUUGGGUAGUAUAAUAUUCUUCUAAUGCUCCAAGCCUGUCAGGGCCCAGGCCCUUCCAGGAUAGGCCUCAUUCACCUAUGGCCUCUAAUAGCCUGUGAUUUCCUAGCCCUACCAAUCAAUAAAAAAAUAUUUUGAGCAAA